AUGGGGAAGACCAAGUUCUACCUCACAGGAUUGCAACACUUUAACCUCGUCAUCGAUCAUCGCCCUCUAGUUCCCAUCCUAAACAGCUACUCCCUUGACGCUAUAGAGAAUCCACGUCUAGAACGCCUCAAGGAGAAGAUCGCCCCGUACAUCUUCACAGCUGUAUGGCGCCCGGGCAAGGAGUUGUGUAUCCUGGACGCUCUAUCUCGCUCUCCUGUUGGCUACCCAACGCAGGCUGACGAAGUCCUUGAAGCACCUCCUGGCAGUGACCUUGCCCUUGAGGAGCUUCGUAAGGUGGCAACCGAGGACCCCGAAUACGUCCAGCUCCUUCAUUUUGUGAAGAACGGAUUCCCUAUGGACAGGUACGCCCUCCCCAACGUGCUCCGCUCGUACUGGAAGUUACGGGAGGACCUCUACUGUGAUGAGGAUCUCGUCCUGUACGGUGCACGAGUGUUGGUGCCUACAGCUCUACGUCGCCGUGUCUUGGCCCGCCUGCACGACAGCCAUCGUGGUGUCGAAGCCACCAAACGCCGUGCUAGGCAGGCUGUGUUCUGGCCAGGCGUGGAUGCAGACAUUGCCAAUACUGUUCGAGCAUGUGAGCCGUGCCAGAUUCUGCAGCCCAGUCAACAGCAAGAACCAAGACUCUGUGAUGACAACCCAACUCGACCAUUCGAGUCCAUUUCUGCUGAUUACUUCUCAGUUGCAGGGAAGGCUUUCUUAGUCAUUGCAGAUCGUCUUUCCGGCUGGCCUGUCGUCGUGUCCUGUGGCGCUGAUACGACGUCUGCUGCCACCAUUCGCCAUUUCCGCCGCCUCUUCAGGGACCUGGGUGUUCCUGUACGCCUGCGCACGGAUGGUGGCCCACAGUUCGCCAGCCGGGAGUUUUCUACGUUCCUCGAGCGCUGGGGAGUUCGUCACGACACAUCGACGCCCCAUUACCCACAGUCUAACGGCCAUGCCGAGUCUGCAGUGAAGGCUGUGAAGCACUUCAUCCAGAAGGUGGCACCGUCUGGCAAUAUAGACUGUGAGGCGUUCGACAGGGGUCUUCUGGAGCUUCGGAACAACCCCAACCAGACGGGUCGCUCUCCAGCUCAAGUCCUGUACGGUCGCCCUUUACGCUCUUGCGUCCCCGCACAUGCCAGCGCCUUCCAGAAACGGUGGCAGGCCAGGGACGAGAGUUGCGACCGUCGAGCUGCUGCCCGUCUCCGUGAUGCCACAAGUCGCUACGACGCUCACGCUCGGCCUCUUCCACCCCUGCAGCAAGGUGACGUGGUUCGGAUCCAGGACCCGACUACGCAGCGGUGGAACAAGGUUGGCACCAUCAUGGGCGUUGGCAGGUCACGGGAUUACCUGCUCAAGAUGCCCAGUGGUCGAGUGUAG
Messenger RNA from Portunus trituberculatus (swimming crab), 1377 nucleotides. RefSeq lists its product as uncharacterized. The transcript has 2 exons. NCBI's taxonomy places the organism in Eukaryota, Metazoa, Arthropoda, Malacostraca, Decapoda, Portunidae. Bases 1 to 1377 code for a protein of 458 amino acids. Gene Ontology annotation, biological process: DNA integration. The record is from RefSeq and is a predicted model, not a curated record. Gene Ontology annotation, molecular function: nucleic acid binding.